This is a messenger RNA of Ictalurus furcatus (blue catfish), 8793 nucleotides long. RefSeq names its product StAR-related lipid transfer (START) domain containing 9 (gene stard9). Gene Ontology annotation, biological process: microtubule-based movement. Gene Ontology annotation, molecular function: microtubule binding; ATP binding; microtubule motor activity. The record is from RefSeq and is a predicted model, not a curated record. Bases 268 to 8793 code for a protein of 2841 amino acids. The transcript has 23 exons. NCBI's taxonomy places the organism in Eukaryota, Metazoa, Chordata, Actinopteri, Siluriformes, Ictaluridae.
CUGCAUGAUUGUCCACAGUGCUUGUUUGGCACUGAGCUCUGUCCCUCCUCCAGUGAGCCCUGGAGGAGGCAGGAAGUUCCAGCUUCAGUGCGGUUGUUCUCGCAGCUCUGGUGCUGUUGGGUUCUUCCUCCACACUGCCAUGAACAGCAUGGAUUUGAAAUCUCACUGCCGACGCCCUUCAUUUUAUCAAGAUGAACUAUUUAUCAGGUGGCAUUUAACCACAUUUUAAUUCGGCCAGUUCCUUCUCUGUCCUGUUGAAAACCUUCAAUGGCCAACGUGAAAGUCGCAAUUCGAGUCCGUCCUCUAAACUCAAGGGAAAGUGUGGAUGGAGGGAGAAUAGCAGUACAGGUGGAUGACAAAGUGGUGAGAGUAAGAAAUGUGAAGCCGGAUGGGCGUCUGGAUGGGCGAGCCGAGGCUCCAGGUGACUCCAGAGAGAGAGUGUUAGAGUUUGGCUUUGAUUACUGCUACUGGUCCGUGAACCCCGAGGCACCCAACUAUGCAUCACAGGAAGAGGUGUUCCAGGAUCUGGGUAUGUGCGUGUUGGCUGGAGCAACUGAAGGCUACAAUGUCUGUCUGUUUGCGUAUGGACAGACGGGCUCAGGGAAGACGUACACCAUGAUGGGCAAUCCAGAUUCUAUUGGAUUGACGCCAAGGAUUUGUCAAGGGCUGUUUCAAUCUGGUAUAGACUCUCCUGAUGGACAGAACUGCAGAGUUGAAGUUAGUUUCUUGGAGAUCUACAACGAGCGGGUGCGUGAUCUGCUGAGAGGGCCGGACCAGAAAAAGCCAGCGGCCCUACGUGUGAGGGAGCACCCAGAAAAAGGGCCAUAUGUGCAGGGUCUCACUCAGCAUGUGGUGGAGGACAGCAAGCAGGCAGCAGAUCUGUUGGAAGAGGGCAUCGCUAACCGCAUCACAGCUGCCACACACGUUCACGAUGCUAGCAGCCGAUCACAUGCCAUUUUCAGCAUCCAGUACACGCAGGCGAUACUAGAGAAUAACCUUCCAUCUGAAAUAGUGAGCAAGAUCAACUUAGUGGACCUGGCUGGCAGUGAAAGAGCAGAUCCUAAUUACUGCCGGGAUCGGAUUACUGAAGGAGCCAACAUCAACAAGUCUCUAGUUACUCUGGGAAUUGUCAUAUCUGCUCUCGCUCAGAACUCUCAGAUGUGCAGUAGCAGUCAGAGCAUUAACAGCAUGCUGAGUGAGGGAGAAGCCAGCACGGUCGGGAGUCAGUCCAGCUCCCUGUCUAGCAGCAGCCGCAGACACUGCUUCAUCCCCUACAGAGACUCUGUCCUCACCUGGCUCCUCAAAGACAGCCUGGGUGGCAACUCCAAAACCAUAAUGAUCGCAACAAUCUCGCCUGCUUGCAGCAGCUACAACGAGACUCUGAGCACUCUCCGCUAUGCUGCUCAUGCCAAGAACAUUGUCAACAAGCCAAGAGUCAAUGAGGAUGCCAGCGUGAGGCUGAUCAGGGAGCUUCGUGAAGAGAUCGAUCGACUGAAGAGCAUGCUGCUGAGCUUCUCUAUGCGGAGAAACCCCAGCCCGUCUCUGAGUGAUGAGAGAGACAGCAGCCUUUCAGACAUAGUGCUACAGAAUGAACUCAAGGUGGAACAGCUUACUAAAGACUGGUCGGAGAGCUGGCGGGAUAAGCGAGCUCUUCUGGAGCAGUACAGUGUGGACAUUAACCAGGACAGGGCAGGAGUUCAGAUACAUUCUCUCCGACCCCACCUCAUCACCCUGGAACCAGACGUCCUGAGCACAGGAGUCACUAUUUACCACCUCCGGGAAGGAAUCACCAGAAUUGGACCUCAAGAUCCAAAUGAGGAAGAACCCCAUAUUGUCAUGCCAGAGGGUUCUGUUUGUGAAAUUGAGAAUCAGAAUGGAGUUGUUACCCUCAAACCCCUACCACACACAGCCUGCACGGUCAACGAUAGAGAGGUCACUGAACCUUGUCGACUCGCACAAGGUGCAGUGAUAACAUUAGGAGGAUGUCACAAGUUGCGGUUUAACCACCCUGCAGAGGCUGCAGUUCUGAGAGAGAGGAGACGUAUCAUUGAAGGUGGUCCACUUUUCAGCUCAUCUGAGCUUAGCGCUCUCACACAUAACUCAAGGGCAGAGGAUGUAGGCAGUCAGGAAGCCUGUGACAGGUUAGCUCCCUGGCGGAGGCUGGAGGAGCAUCAAUGCUACGUGGAAUGUUUGCGCGAGGAGAUCCUGCUGGAACAGAGAAGAGCUGAGAAAGACUUGGAGAGAGAGCAGGCCCAUCUUCGAAAGCAACACUCUGAGAUCCAGCAGUGGAUCUUGCAAGAAAAGCAGCGUCUUGUUGCCAUCAGGGAGAAGGGAACACUCGACUCAGGGGUGCAGACAGAUGUCGUUCCUCUGCCUGCACUGGCUGGCAUUAACGAGAAGGAGAACAGCAGUGAAACAGUGCGUCCAUCACUAAUUGUGGGUGAUAGGAAACGGGUGGUGCAAGAAGAGCUCCUGAAGCACCAUGCAUUCCGAAGAAAUGAGAAUCGCAUUCGGCGCAAAAGACUGCGCUACCAGCUGGAAAGAAUAGCUCGUAAGAGACACCUGCUAGAGGCAAAGCAAGAGCUUCAGAGACUGGAGACUGCCCUUUCACUCAGAGUUGAUGGACCUCUGUCCCCUGAUUUAGGAUCUCCUUCAAAGCGCAGAGGACGUCCAAUGGUCUUGCGAAGGCAUUCCUUUUCUGUUGACCUUUUAUCCCGACUUUACCCUCAGCAUUCACCCAUUUUCAGCCAGUUUCUUAGGAGGACCAAAUUAUCUGAGUCAACAUCAUCUCUGUCUAGGGUUAUCUUUCCUAGAAGAUGGGUGUCUGAUGAAUGUCUACCAGGCAAACCUAGAGGCCGCUCUAACACUAUGCCCUCAAGAUAUAGUCAAGCGACUUCAAGUAGGACAGGCUCCUCUGAGAACAUCAAAAUGUUAGGAAAGGAAAACAUACCAUCUGAAGGAAUGACUGAGAGAAACGCUCAAUCAUCAGUCUGGAAUCAUAACAUGGAUUCGGAUAAUAGAGAUAGUAAGAAGGUACUUCCGAUAAUAAAGCAAUCAAGUACACAAAAAAACUCAGCUAAGGAAGGAAAGAGUUCACCCCAUGAAGGAAACAAGGGCUUGGAGACAAUCCGCAAAGCUCUUUCUCGAUCAGUUGGCUUUGGAAUAAAGAUGGCUUUGUCAAGGGUUUUCCGCAAGCCUCCUUUAGGGUCACGAGGUGGCAAAAGUGCUAAGUCCGCUAGCAGAGCGAAAACUCAAUUUGCCAUGGAAGGAAAGAAAGACAAAUUUGUAGGAGACGUGGAGACAAAGCAGCUAAAGUCCUCUAUUAAAUCUACAGUGUCUUGUGAUGGUUUAGACCAGCUCAUCUCAUUAAAAGAGAAUAAGCAGGGACGCUGGCAUAGUGCAGAGACCCUGACUAAAAAGACCAUGAGAUGGGUCAAGACGCAACAAGAUCUGACUGACUGGGUAGAAAAAAAUGGUGAAGGAGUGGUUGAUGACUCUUCAGACUGUGACAGCCUUUUUUCAGUGGACUCCCUUUCAUCAGCCUAUGCCACUGCAUUGGCGGAGCAGCUUCAGCAAGAGGACUGUGAGCCGAGUGAAGUAGAGAGUGAGGACAGUCAGAUGUCCAAGGACUCACUUGUCAAGAAAAGUAGUGGGAGCACUGAUGCAAGGCCAGUUCUGAAGCUUGGUCACUCCAUUCGUCAUACUUUCCAUUCAACAUCUAAUCCACAAUCAACCACAGGUAGAGGAAAAAUAGAAGAAUCCAAAGAAAUGCCUGAAGAGCUUUUCAGGAGUCUACAUGGUCAAAAGGUAAUAAGACAAGCAAGAGAGGAAUCCUCACACUUCUCACAAGUAACAUCUGAUUCCCGGCACUCUAGUGAUGCCAAUGUCAGAGAAACAGAAGCUUUCCUUGCACUCACAGAUGCAUGGUCAUCCACUGAUGCAGCAGAUAGUCCUAGGAUCCUUGGGGCUUCAGAGACCUUGUUAAAACUAUGUAUACUAUCAGAGACCAGUAGCAGCCAAAGUCAGGCUAGUCUAGAUCUGUCUGGUACAACAACUGGAUCUGAAUGCCAGAUAUCACCCCAUUUUGAUUCUACACAAGGCAAUAAUGCGACAGUUAAGGAACAAAGUCACACAUCCUAUGAAAGGAAAACCGUCUUGGACUAUUUUUUGAGUGAUCUUACCUCUACGUCCUGUUCUGCACCUGAAUGCACAUUAUUGCAAGAAAAUAAUGGGCUGUUGAGUAAUUUUGAGGCACCGAGCACUUCUCUAGAGGCUUCCAUCUUUCAGAACACAAUGAGCAAGAACACAUAUUGCACAAACAAACCACCACCACCGGAAUUACUGCCAUUAGAAACGAAUGAUGAUGAUAUGCUAAUGGUCAAUGCACCUUCCAAAGAGAGUGCUGUUCUGUCUGGUUGGAGUUCUUCAGCAUUCCCAGGUAAUCCCCCCCCUGGUAAGAACUUAAAAAGCAGUUCUACAAAACAAACUGAACGUAUCCCAUCAGCUGAUGAGAGUGUCCUCACUAAAAGCUUUGCACCACAAAAUAACUUAAUAGAAUCAAAACAGGAAACACAGUCCGAAGAACGUUUCAUUGCCGAAACACAAUCCAGAAAUGGUAAUAUUUCCUCAAAAUGUGAUGGACAAACACAUCUAGAAAUUCAGCAUUUUCACAGUACACUUCAACCAGGAAGUGCUUUGAAAAGCAGUAAUAAGCAGAAACCCAUAUGCUCCAGUAAGGAACUCCAUCAGUCAGCAGUACAUAGUUUGAAAAUAGAGAAUGAUUUUCAGUGUGAGCCACUAGGCAUAAUGGAGCAUCUGAUUAACCAUGUUGAAAAGGAAGUAAGUGAUGAAAAGACCUUGGUGCAGCAUCAGGUUCAGUGCACAGAAAAAUGUUCAGAGUGCUAUGAUACAAGAAAUACAAAAGAUUACCCUUUUGAAAUGAACAUCAAGUCAGACCAUGCAAACGAAGUGGCUGGUUCUUUAAGACACUGUGAUGCUCAACUCGAACCCUUUAAUGUGCACACAAGAAAAAGAAGCAAAGAUUCUCAAGAUGAUUUAACAGGAAAUCUGAAAACCCCAAAGAGAAGCUGUGUUAAGUCCCUUGUACCUGGUGAUUCUGCUGUAAAUAAUGUGCCAUUCAUCAGCAGAGACUCAACAGGCAAACUGUUACUAACAGAAAAGGAGAUACCUGGAGAUAAUUUGUCCCAAACAUUUCAGCAAGAUUCUAAAACUGCAUCUAUGGACAAUCAUAUCAACAUGUACCACAACAGCAAUACUCCUGUUGCCAGAUCUCUCUCUGAAGACAGGCUUGCAUCUACAGUAACAAACGAACAGAAAGUGUCCAACAUUCCCAUGAAUAAAAGUGAAAUGCAGUGUAUGCCAGAUGUAAAAAUUUCUGAUGUUAUGGUUGUAGACAAAGGAGUGUUUGAGAGCUGUACAUUCCAAAAGAUUGGCCUUACGAUAAAUGACAAAAUAUCAGAAGUGGUGAAGGAACACCUGAACUUGUCAUUGCAAGUGGAUGGUGGUGAAGACAUUAAUGAAGAACCAGAGACAAACAACAAAACAUCCUCAGCACCCAACAUUUAUACUCUUAAGAACAAUAAUGAAAUUACAGCUGAGGGCUUACAAGGAGAACUUGACCGUUCUCAGACAUUUCCAUGUGUGACUGAAUAUUUUGUUGAUGAUGGAGAGAAUCUGGACAACACAGAUGACUGUUUGAGAGGCCAAUAUAUAGUAAAAAAUCCCACUGAGAAAGAAGUAAUAGACCACCAAGGAGUUGGAUUCCUUAGCAGUUGUCCAGCUUUGUUGGUGAAGAACAGUGCAGAAAUAGAAAAUUUAGAGAAUCAUAAUGCAUAUGGACCUGUGCCCCAAGAUUUGAAAAUAAAGUUACCAGAAUCAAACACUGUCCUAUGUCCAGUAACAACUGAUAAUCAUCCAGAAUUGUUAAGUACCAGCCAUUCCAAUGGUCUAAUCGAUGAAGUGAUCAGUGAAAGUAACACAACUAUACAACUGACAUUGAUGUCUACUUGUAAACAAAGCCCUGUAAUUUUAUCUUCUGAUUAUGUCACUGUGGCUGAGGAACAUGAUCAGUUCAGUCUGAUGAAAACAGAGACUAUACCAAUCGAUAAAGUCGUUCACAAUCCGGCUCCUACAGGAACAUCUGUAAGGAAUGAAGACAACGGAUUUGAUCUUUCAUCAUAUACACAACAUAAGCCAGGUAUUUAUCCUGAAGAAAACAGCAUUUCAGAAGCUUCAAAUCCUGAAACAGAGUCCAAUCGUUGCUCAGAAGCUGUUGUGGACCACAUUGCCUCAGACAUGCUUAAGGAGGCAGUGGAAGCAAGCAAAGUAAAUACGGCACCUAAAUUUCAGCAGGUGCAGGAGUUAAACACUGUUUCACAUCUUGACACUGAGUCAGCAAUUCAAUUUCAGAAGGAGAAUGAACACUCAUUUACUUCAGACAGAGCUGAACAUGUUCCAGGUACUGAUUCUAGACCACUUAAAAAACAAGUAUACCAAGAAUGUGCUGAAGAAAAACAUGGUUUUAUGACACAAGAACAACUUCAUGGUGGACAGAACACAAAUGAAACAGAGGACAAUAUCAUGGACUUUGAAAACCACACUUGUUCAGGAAAACUACAUAAAGAGACCACAGUUUCUAAAUCUUGCCAGGCUCUAGUGGAGCUACAGAGAGACAACCAAACACAAAUCAUCCAAAGUGUCAUUAUGAGUGAAAUGCAUUCAAGCUGUCCUCAAAAUGAAGAUCAAUCAUUGUGUAAAGAGGACCAUACACUGCAGAGAAGGAAAAUUCAGGAACAGUGUGUGAAUGUUCAAAAAGAACAGAAGCAUUCAUACCAACCUCAAUCUCAAGACUUAUCCAUCCUUUCUAAGUCUGUACAAAGACCAGAGCAGACAGACAUGAGAGAGGCAAAUACACCGGAGCUUAAAUUUUCUACAUCUGGGUCGUUAGACUUGAAAGAACCAAUUCAAGUUCAAAUUGAAUCUACUGAAAAAACUAAUGGAGUGAAACAGCAUGCAACAAUAUAUAGUUCAAGACUCAUAUUUUCUAGGACUAAUGAAGAGCGACAGAGAGUAAAGCCAAAGAGACACAGGAAAGCCCAUUUUACAGCUCCAAUAAGUUCAUCCACUGAUUCAACACCUGAUUCAUCCUUAGAUGAGAUAGCUAAAUCCAGAAUACAUAAAUGUGGCAUUGCCACUCCAGCCAUACCUGGCACAUCUGCUCCUGGAAAAGCAACAACAGAAAAUAGAAAUAGCUCAUCUGAUGAAUCAAGUUCAUUUCUGUCUUUAGAAAUUAGUCCAGGAUCAACAGCAUCAAAAUCAAAACAUAAUCAGUGUUAUGGGACUGGCUCUGAUAAUCCAUACUUUUACAUCAGAGAUGUUACCACAGAGGAAGUGAGACAGAAAAAAUGUAAUUUUACGGCAAAGCUAUUUAAAAUUCCUGGUCAAUCAAAGGAUGAUGAAACAAUUCAGUUAACCAGAAGCAAUUCUACUAAACAUGUAUCACAUGAAAAUAACAACGAGAGACCAAAAUCAUUUGAGAAUGAUUCCAUCCAAAAUAGAGAACCCAUUCUACAUUUUGGCUCAAGUGACAUCAACCCCUUUGUUCAUACAAGAAAAAAGGAUCGGUUACUUGAAGCUGCAUACAAAAAUCAGCCAUUUGGAAGUGCAGUCAAUAUACCCAGUCAGCUUUCCUCACUUGAAAGUUCAGGCAAUGGUAUAGCAAGAUGCUGUAGUAUGGACAAUGGGUUGAAUGUCCAGAAUUCUCCUUUCAGUUCUCAUCUGAGCACUUAUGCAGUCCAGAAGGGGCUUUCUAGCACAUUGAGUAGUGCUGAAGAUUCCAAAGAACAUAUUUCUACAGAACCCAAGCUGAGGGAAGCUUUUCGUACCCCAAAUAUUUGUAAUGAGAAGAUCUUAACAGCUUCAGGCAGUGGCUCUUGCAAUGAUACCUUAGACUUAGCCAGUAGUUCAGGCCAAGUAGAUGAAAUAGUGCUGGUCUACUCUUCUGAACAUGAAAGUCAGGAAAGUAAGCAAGAUUCAAGAAAAUGUGACCAUGGUACCCAGACAGUCAAGUUUUAUGAGGACCAGGAGAAGAAGAACAGACACAGAAGAAGCAGUACCCAGGUUCCUGUGUCCAGACAGGCACAAGAAAGAUCAACCACAUGGACAAGUCUACAGAAUAUGUCUGAACAUCUUUCUGAGUUGAUUCUCAGCACGUCUGAUCUUCUGGGGAACAUUCAGUGUAUGAGAACAGGGGGAAAUUCUUUGGAAAAUACGCCUCCUUUAAAGACUUGCAGUAAAGUUUCAAAGGUAAGUUCUGACAACUAUUGCAAGAGUGAUGGCUCCACCCAAACUGCCAUAGAUGUUGGGAUCCAAACUGAGGACAUUGCACUGCUAAUGAAGCAGAACAAAGUUCUCCAGCGUACCCCGCUCGUACAGAACCCCAAAUCUCAUGAGGUCAAUGUGAUCGUCAAAGUUAUUGGCUCCGAAGUUUGCAACGUACCAAAGCACAAUGGUGUCAUCAAAUCUAUUAAAGAUCAGUGUGACAGCAAACAGACCUUUGAAACUGUUAAACGUAAUCCUGACUUGUGUCCUGGAGGCUCACCUUCCUCUGAGCAGUUUAGUGGAAAGUUAGACACUGUAAAAAUUCUCUCCCUAGAAACAGUUGCACCAAAUCAGCACUGUUUCAAUCCUGUCACAGUAGACCAUAAAGCUUCCAACGCUUUUGCAUUUACAGAAAGGGAAAAUCAAAUCUGGUACAAUCCACACCCCCACUGA